Molecule: messenger RNA, 3483 nt
Organism: Argentina anserina (silverweed cinquefoil)
Lineage: Eukaryota; Viridiplantae; Streptophyta; Magnoliopsida; Rosales; Rosaceae
Product: phospholipase SGR2
Exons: 21
Coding region: 290-3100 (936 amino acids)
Cellular component (GO): cytoplasm
Molecular function (GO): metal ion binding; glycerophospholipase activity
Source: RefSeq, a predicted model, not a curated record
CCGCCAAAUCGAUGUGCAGCAGUUGUAACCCACCUGCCAUUCAGCGCUGUCAUUCAUCCGAAGAAGAUUCUCGCUUCCCUUCUUCUACCCCAGUCAUGAAAUUUCCACUCUCUCCUCACGCAUUUGGGUUUUGCAUUCCACUUUCUCCAGCUUCCUCUUCCGCCUCGCUUCUCCGCAGUCUCCUCAAUUCCUCUGGCCCUUUCUCCCUCACUCCGAUCACCUGCUGUUCUCUAAUGCCGCCCCUAUCUUUCUGUUUCUGAGCGCCGAGGUCGCCUCCAGAGUUUCGAUCAUGGCGGAGGAUGCCGGAGCACCGCGGCGUCCGCCGGCCGAGCAGUCUUUCCCGGAUUUGCUGAAGAACACGCCGUCGAAUAUCCGCAGAUUGGAGGAUGAGAUUGAGCAGUGCAAGGGCCACCAGAAGUAUCUGGCUCAGACUCUCAGCCCUUCCGACGGCGGCGAUGUCCGGUGGUACUUCAACAAGGUCCCUCUCGGCGAGAACGAGAUGGCUGCUUCAGUUCCGAGGACUGAGAUAGUCGGCAAGGGGGAGUAUUUUCGGUUCGGCAUGAGGGACUCUUUGGCGAUUGAGGCUUCGUUUUUGCAGAGGGAGGAAGAGUUGCUUUCUUGUUGGUGGAGAGAGUAUGCAGAGUGUAGCGAAGGUCCGAAAGAGCAGCCUGGUUCCAGUAAGAAGGUGGAGGAGACGGCCAAAUCCUCACUAGAGAGAGCUCAUUCGGUUCCGUUGAGUGACGAGGAAGAAGAGAGAGUUGGUGUUCCUGUUAAGGGAGGGCUUCAUGAAGUAGAUUUAGUGAAGCGGCAUUGUUUCCCUGUUUAUUGGGAUGGAGAAAACCGGCGUGUGUUGAGAGGCCACUGGUUUGCUCGUAAAGGGGUUGAUUGGCUGCCACUCCGUGAAGAUGUUUCUGAACAAUUGGAGAUUGCAUAUCGUAGCCAGGUUUGGCACCGGAGAACUUUCCAGCCCUCUGGACUUUUUGCUGCUCGAGUUGAUUUGCAAGGCUCUAUUUAUGGAAUGCAUGCACUUUUCACCGGUGAAGAUAAUACCUGGGAGGCCUGGCUCAAUGCAGAUGCUUCUGGUUUUUCUAAUGUUAUUUCUUUCAGUGGAAAUGGAAUCAAGCUUCGGCGUGGAUAUUCUGCAUUUCUCUCUCCAAAACCCACUCAGAAUGAAUUACGUCAGCAGAAGGAGGAGAAAAUGGAUGAUUAUUGUUCACAGGUUCCUGUUCGACAUCUUGUGUUCAUGGUUCAUGGUAUAGGCCAAAGAUUGGAAAACUCCAAUCUGGUUGAUGACGUUCGUAACUUUCACCAUAUAACAGCAAGUCUUGCUGAAACACACCUUACUUCACACCAACGUGAUACUCAAAGGGUUCUUUUCAUACCAUGCCAGUGGAGAAGGGGUUUGAAGCUUAGUGGUGAGACUGCAGUAGAAAAAUGUACUUUAGAUGGUGUGAAGGGUUUGCGAGUCAUGCUGAGUGCAACUGUUCAUGAUGUGUUAUACUACAUGAGCCCCAUAUAUUGUCAGGACAUCAUCAACGCGGUGUCCAACCAAUUAAAUCGGUUAUAUUUAAAGUUUCUUAGAAGGAAUCCAGAUUAUGAUGGAAAGGUUUCCAUAUAUGGUCAUUCUUUGGGAAGUGUCCUCUCUUAUGAUAUCCUUUGCCAUCAAGAGAAUUUGUCCUCCCCAUUUCCAAUGGAUUGGAUGUACAAAGAGUAUGCUAGAAAUGAGAUAUCUUCUCCUGAUAUGAGUAAUCAAUCACUUACUGAUCACUCUGUUACUAAUUUGGGAGAUGUAGUCGCUUCUGUGUAUAAUCAAAGUGAUGGCAUGGGUUCGUUUGUUGAAGGAAAUCUGAAUGCACUACCAACUGUAGUAAUGCAUGAGGAGGGAGUUGCUGAAGAUGCAUUUAAUGUUGUGAGUUAUGAGACAUCAGAUUUGAAUGAGUUCAAGGCAAGUUGUAUGGACUUGAAACAAACACAGGGUCACAGUUAUGUGCAUGAAUCUGUUUCUGAAGAUGGUGACAAGUUUAAACAGAAUGUCUCGGAUGGAACUACUAGCAUGGAAUGUGGAGUCCCAGUUGAUCACAUAGAGAAAGUGGUUGAAGAAGUAUGUGAAGAAACGAGCAAUAAAGACGAAGUAGUCAAAUCACUGAGGGAGGAGAUUGAUUCUCUAAAAGCCAAAAUAGCAGAACUGGAAACCAAUUGUGAUGGUAGAGUUGGUAGUCCAGGAUUGAAUCAAGGAAAUGAAGACAUUCUUGCUUCUGCACCACAAACAUCAAUCUUGGAGAAAUUGCCUCCCGGGCAAGAGGGCUCAACUCAGAGUUAUACCCCUUAUAUCAAAUACACGAAACUUGAAUUCAAGGUUGAUACAUUUUUUGGGGUUGGAUCACCCCUUGGGGUCUUCCUGGCCCUCCGUAAUAAACGUAUUGGAAUAGGCAAGGGGAAAGAUUAUUGGGAAGAGGAAAAUAUAUGUGAGGAGAUGCCAGCUUGUCGGCAAAUGUUCAACAUAUUUCACCCCUUUGAUCCUGUUGCAUAUAGAAUAGAGCCACUUGUGUGUAAAGAAUACAUUGGCAGGCGACCUGUUAUUAUACCCUACCACAAAGGUGGAAAGAGGUUGCAUAUUGGAUUUCAGGAAUUUACUGAAGAUUUAGCGGCUCAUUCUCAAGCAAUAAUGGAUCGUCUAAACUUCAUAAAAGUUAAAGUUCUGACAGUUUGCCAGUCAAGAAACACGGAUAUUCUAGAAGAAGAAGAAAAUGCCGAAGAACAAGAGGAGAGAUCAUAUGGCACUCUUAUGAUGGAAAGGAUAACUGGAAGUGAAGGAGGACGGAUAGAUCAUGUGCUUCAAGACAAAACAUUUGAACAUCCAUAUAUUUCUGCAAUAGGAGCACAUACGAACUAUUGGAGGGAUUACGAUACUGCCCUUUUCAUAAUGAAACACUUGUAUCGCGGUAUAGAUGACAACAACUUACCCGUGGGAUCUAGUAGGGAAGACUCAAAACAUAAAAUGGGUUUACCUGGCUGGUCAGAUCAAACAGAGACAAUAGAUGAGGAGCUUUCUCUGACAUUUUCUGAAAGAAGUAUGACCAGAAUUUUCUUUGAGUCUUAAGAACGUUUUGAGCAUCUCAUUGUAACAUAACUCUUUCCUUGCAUGUUUUGCAGAGUGAAGAUACUACAGUAGGGACAUUUCUAUGACAGUGUUAAGAGCAUGCAGCCCAAAGCUUUUUUUUUUUUUAUAAGAACUCAACUCAUUGUAUGCGGCAGUGGUAGCUUCCUCCCCGAGCUUCCUUAGGGAGCGUUGGUGGUGGUGGGGGCGGUGCAUGGUGAUGUAGACUCAUAGUUCCUUGCAGAUAUUGAUGAUAUGGCUAAUCCCCUGUGAUUGUGUACAUAAGAAUAAUGUCGUCUAACAUGCUAAACCAAAUCAGUUUUAGAGAGUUGUACAUACUUUGUAAUUGAAUCGAGCAGAGGAGCUGUUGUCGGCUUAUUUAGCCA